Molecule: messenger RNA, 1363 nt
Organism: Cryptococcus deneoformans JEC21
Lineage: Eukaryota; Fungi; Basidiomycota; Tremellomycetes; Tremellales; Cryptococcaceae
Product: holocytochrome-c synthase, putative
Exons: 2
Coding region: 18-833 (271 amino acids)
Biological process (GO): cytochrome c-heme linkage
Cellular component (GO): mitochondrion
Molecular function (GO): holocytochrome-c synthase activity
Source: RefSeq, a predicted model, not a curated record
UCAGUCCGUCUAUCCCAAUGUGGCCAUUCUCUUCCUCCGCUGCUCCUUCCACUGCUCCAGCACAAGCUCAGCAACAUCCUUCCGCAGCAGCUUCUGCGGAUCAGUGUCCGGUGGAUCACACCACUCGCCAAGCAUGGCUCGCGAACAAUCCAUCCACACCUCAUCCUUUCCACCCGCCUACUUCUGAAGGAUCUUCAUCGUCUGCUUCUGCAGGGCUUUCGCAGUCAAGGGUUAUUUCUUCUAUACCCAGAGGGUCGACACCCUCUUCUCCUUCUCCCGCUCCUCCUGCUUCUGCCUCCGCCUCCGCCUCCGCCGCCGCCGGACCUUCAUCAGGCCCAAGCAGUUUCACUGCUGAUGCUGGAUCGGGCCAUGCUCAACCGCAGCAAGAUGCGAAUGGCAACUGGGUCUAUCCUUCUGAACAACAGUUCUUUAACGCCAUGCUCCGUAAAAAACAUAAUCCCCAUCCGCAAGAUAUGCGGACCAUCGUGCCGAUUCAUAAUGCGGUAAACGAAAAGGCUUGGGAGGAGAUUUUGAAGUGGGAAUGUCAUUGGCCGAGUGAGAGAUGUGGAGGACCGAGGCUGGUCAGUUUUGUGGGGAGACCGAAGGAGAGAACACCCAAGGCUUGGGUGAAGACGGCUUUGGGCUACACACCACCAUUCGACAGACACGAUUGGAUAGUAGACCGGUGUGGAACCCAUGUCCGCUACGUUAUUGAUUUCUACACUGGUCGACAGACGGAAGGUCCCGGGAAGAUGGCUUUUUACCUGGAUGUGAGGCCGGCGGUCGAUGACUGGGAAGGGAUCAAGACGAGGGUUAAGGGGUGGUGGAGCUGAGGUGGACGAGGUUGGGCGUAAGUCAGGAGCGUAGAUUGGAGAGGAGAGUGAUAUGAACUGCCGGGUAGAGGUAAGGGUAAGGGGGCUAUGUGGAGGUCGUAGGUAGGCAAGUUUUAGAUGAUACAGCACACUUCCUUAUUUUCGAGAAGACGUCCAUCGUUUCGUUCACUCAGUUUCAAGAGGAUUUUUCUUUUAUUUUUCUUUUCUUUUCCUCGAUUACGGAUCGUAUGUGUAAGAUUGCAGGGCCAAGUUCUGUACGGACGGGGUCGUAUCGAAUGGGCCCGUCUUUUGUGUUAAUCUGGAAGUAGACUCGACUAUUUUCGUUAUCUUCAUUGCGUAAACUCUGGCACUACGUAGCUCGAUUUCAAAAUAGGGCCAUCUAUCGACAAGGGUAUCGUCCGUAUUGUACAGCAGCUUUAAGGUACUAUCCACUUUAUUCAAAUGCCUUUUAUACACAGAAGAUUGGCCAAUGAUGAACGAAAAGUAUGCUAAUUAUAAGCAAGAUAAAGAUCCAGUCUCAGGGGACUUUG